AUGUCUCAGAAUAAAAAACGGCCAGUGACGUAUGGUAAAUCGUCAUUCAACAGGGCCCGAGUUGGACUAUACGUGCCGGAUUUGGACACCACCUCCAAACCACCCAGUCUUCGUACCUCUUCAAGCGAUGGACAGUCAGCGACGCCAACUAUUCAUCCGCUCUCCUCUGUUUCGUCAAUCGGACCCCCCCUGGCGAGGACCCUCUCAGGUUCUUCUCUCACCCAAGGGGAGGAUGCGCAUACAGCCAUGCAAGGAAAGCGAAGGAAGCUACUGCGCGAAGAGGCGCAUCAGCGCAAUCCAGAUGGUCAGACGAAGGCGGAUUGUGUCGGACGUGGAAAUCCUGGUAACCAUGCGACACCUGAAGAAGAGGAUAUUUCUACAACAUCCCCUGGUCGCGACGAAAACCAGAAGGCCAGUGAUGCUAUACGCUAUUCACGAUCGGAUGUGCUACCUAAACCAAAAUCGCCUAAGCGCGCGUUGCCUUCAAACUCGCGUUCUGCUCGCCCACUCAAAUCUACACCACCAAGUUCCGAUGGCAAAAGCAUGGCCAGCUUUGCGGACGCGCAACCCAAGACUGACACUUCCUCCCCACGAAAAAGAUUGAUCGACUCGCUAGGCAUGACGAAUCGACCUCCUAGCCCGCUGAUCUCAGAGCCUAAUGAUGACCCGGCGUCUCUCCUUCAUGAACGGCCUCCUCAACAGAAGUUCCCUGCUUCUGCAUGUCGGAAUGCUGCCGAGGAUGAUACCAAACGCCGACCACGAAAUGUUGAACGGUCCCAAACGACCCCGACUAGCUCCUUGUCUUCUAUGCUUCGAUCGUCUAGAGUCACCUACUCGCGACAGAGAUCUUUUCUGAAUGAUAUGAUCGGCGCGACUGAUAGUGAGCCUCCAAGUGUGGACAAUGAAGCGAAACUGAACCCCGGCCGAGAAGCCCAUGGCUCGUUUGCAUCACACAUACCCCCGGAAGACGAAGACAGCAAUAGUUACAAAGCGGUGCGAAGUAUUCACGAGCUUAGACAAGCUGGCGACAAUGCGAGAUUCCGGGAGAUUGUUGAUUCAAUCUUCGAAGACAUCGAGGAUCAAUACAAUUCGAUAUCAGGCAGAUGCUGUAGUAUUGCUGACUUGUGUCACAAGCUACUUAAUGCAGGGUUUGCUCAUCGUUUCUCCGAGCAAGGCUUUGAUGAACGCUUGAUUAACUGUAUCGCAAUCAGCUCAAACAUAGUCUGGCUUUCCCUCGCUUUUGGCGCAUUCAGACUCAUAAUCGUCGGCGGUCGAGCUUCCCGUGUCUUUGCCGAGUCGCUAUGGGCAAGCAUCCUUGAUCAUUCCCCCGUAUUACUGAAUAGCGAGGACGACAUCCUUACAUUGGCGCGCGACCCUUUGCAGGGCCUGUCAAAGACAGCACAAACUGCAGUUAGAGGUCUUCGGUCUCAGUUGUCGCCUGCAAGCACGUCGCAAUCGCUACGCAUGUCUCCCCGGUUGCUAGCACUCGAAUGCAUAAAAAGUGCGUUGAAGCUUCUCAGGGAAAAUGGCCACACUGUUCGCCAUGCUCCUACCACGUUUCUGAAUACGCUCCUGGACUUGCUGUCAGCGAAUGUCCCGGAUGACGCUGAGCGACCAGGUCGUUUUCACGUUUCAGAGUUGAUAUUCUCCGUCCUCGAGAAUUACUCGAUUGUAACAGGACCCUUCGAUGAUGCCCAUUGCCAGGGCCUCCAGCGCCUGUCUCAACUGCGUGGGCUUUUUACCUCGGAUCCUCGUGACCAAAUGCGCCCGACAUUGAUGUCGUAUGUUCGGGUAAUCUUGAACCUUACCAAUAAGGAACCUGCGGUUUGCGAAAGCUUCGCUCUUCCUGAACUGGUCUAUGGGCUCGUUGAAAUUGUUAUCAGGGAGUGCUCCGAUGUGUCUAAACAUCCUGCUCCCAAUGAGAAUGAUGCAUUGAACGCCGUGAUUUUGGCGCUCGGCACUCUUAUCAAUCUGGCAGAAACGACCGAGAAAGCCAGAGCCAUGCUCGUGCAAUCCAACAAUUUUGCAAUUUCUCCCCUCCAGCAGCUGUUGAAGCAGUUCUCUGAUAGCGCGAGAUCUCUUGAUCAUGCACAUUCCGUGUUAGAAGUGCACGAAAAUGUUGUUGCAGGAUACUUGUCUAUCCUUUUGCUUACUCUUUGCUUGAACACCGAAGCACGUCUACUUGUCAAAAAGUCUCUUGACGGGAAGGGACUAGUCUUGGCUUUUUCGACCGCUGAAAAGUUCUUGCAGUACCAUCGACAGGUUGAGAAAGAGAACGGUCUCGCUGAAACAUAUGAAGGCGAGUUUAGACUCACUAGACGACUGGAGCACAUCAUCGGUCAGGCACGUCGGUUGGAAGAAGAUUCUGAUGAGCUGCCUUGA
Messenger RNA from Aspergillus calidoustus, 2382 nucleotides. NCBI's taxonomy places the organism in Eukaryota, Fungi, Ascomycota, Eurotiomycetes, Eurotiales, Aspergillaceae. The record is from the annotation of a GenBank genome assembly.